AUGACCGACAUUGAUGUGGCUAGGCGGAACAAGAAGCCCAGGUUAUUGCUUGAGUCCGAAAGAGCGCGCCUAGAGGAAUUCAUUGACAGUAUUGGAUACUCGGCGAGAUACUCUGACAGCGAAUUCGAAUACCGUCAUGUGCAACUCCCGAAGGCCAUGUUGAAGGUCAUCCCGAGAGACUACUUUGAUGACUCGAAGGGCACUUUGAAAUUGCUAUGGGAAGAAGAAUGGAGAGGAUUGGGUAUUACACAGAGUCUAGGAUGGGAGCACUAUGAAGUCCACGAACCAGAACCACAUAUCCUCCUGUUCAAGUAA
Molecule: messenger RNA, 315 nt
Organism: Cladophialophora psammophila CBS 110553
Lineage: Eukaryota; Fungi; Ascomycota; Eurotiomycetes; Chaetothyriales; Herpotrichiellaceae
Product: cyclin-dependent kinase regulatory subunit CKS1
Exons: 3
Coding region: 1-315 (104 amino acids)
Biological process (GO): regulation of mitotic cell cycle
Cellular component (GO): cyclin-dependent protein kinase holoenzyme complex; SCF ubiquitin ligase complex
Molecular function (GO): ubiquitin binding; protein kinase binding; histone binding
Source: RefSeq, a predicted model, not a curated record